This is a messenger RNA of Annulohypoxylon maeteangense, 1720 nucleotides long. RefSeq lists its product as uncharacterized. The transcript has 3 exons. Gene Ontology annotation, biological process: regulation of DNA-templated transcription. Gene Ontology annotation, molecular function: zinc ion binding; DNA-binding transcription factor activity, RNA polymerase II-specific. The coding region runs from base 125 to 1516 and encodes 463 amino acids. NCBI's taxonomy places the organism in Eukaryota, Fungi, Ascomycota, Sordariomycetes, Xylariales, Hypoxylaceae. The record is from RefSeq and is a predicted model, not a curated record.
CAUCUACUCCACGGGAAUUUCCAGCCUUCAUUCCAACCCUCAUAAAUUAUUUACCGCCGACCAUUGACCAUUCCAAGACUUCUACUGAAACGUUGAAAAGUACUUUGGUGGUGAGGCAUCAAUAAUGUCACAAAAGCAAUCGACGGCUACGGGCCAAGCGCCAUCGGGACACCCACAGAAAGCGCCCAGGCUACGCGCCGCUUGCAAUCAGUGUUAUGUGGCAAAAGUGAAAUGUACUGGCGAGCGAGAAGGAUGCACACGCUGCAAAACACUCCGGGCUGAAUGCAUUUAUGCCGAAUCGCGAGUAGGAAAGGUACCCGGUAUAAGGGCAAAAAAUAAGAAGAUAGAGCAGCAACGGCGACGGCAGCAACGAGAAGAGGAAGAGGAAGAUGAAGAUGAUGGGAGAGGAGGGGAAAGGGGAGCAGCUAGUGAGCAGUAUGUUGACGGUGAUACCGCAGAUGUGAUCGUUGCAAGCCAAAACCCUUUAGCACACCCGUCGAAGAGGCGUGCGACUGAAUCUUCUCAACAGCCAAUGGGCACGUGGUCUGAAAAUUGGCCGUCUUCUACAGCGUGGCUAGAUGUGCCAAUGCUUGACAAUGUUCUUCUAAACUUUGACAACACCAUAGGGGAGACAGGCCUCCAACCAAGAGGCGCGGGGGAUAAUCAAGAUUUCGAUGUUGAUGUCGAUGUCGAUCCUGCUGAAUAUGAUCAGGCAUCCAUUGGCAAUUCACCACAGAGAAUGCCCACCCCUAGUACUAGUUCCUCCGGAUGGCCCCACUCGAGUCACUCCAGAACAAGCCCUGGUGUUGGUGCAUUACCUCCUAAGCCGACUAAUAUUGCGACAGACAUUGCAAGGGGCUACCCAACUCCCCGGCCGUCGUCGCGCCCUACGCGAACACCCCAAGCGGGAUCCGAUACAGGGCGUAAGACAGAAUUUGAACCGGUACUAGCGGAGCGGGGAAGGAACUUUGCCAAAGUGGAUAGCGAGUGCGUGAUGGUCUGCACUCACAUAAUCGCCGUCCUGGAGAACUAUCUUCUAUGCGAGCCAAAAACAUUCUAUCUCAUACUUGAGCCCACUCGAAAAGCCGCUACCGAGCUCAAGAACCUGGUCCAUCUGCAGCAACAGUCACGAUGCGAAAGGUGCAUCUCCCUCUUCACCGUCAUCUUAUCACAGAUGAUCGAACUCCUGGAAGCCGGGAUAAGGACGCCUCCAGACAGUGAGGCCGGCAUUCCGAACGGCGGUUUUCUAUCUAGCAUGCAGUCGAAUCUUGGCUUUAGCGCCUUCUCCCUCACGGCGGACGAGCAGAGGGGAUGGCAAUCCCGUAUCAUACGCAAGGAGUAUCACAACGUUACCGAGAUCGUGUCAUCCGUGAUAGAGUUAGCCAGACUUGGGCCCAGGGGCGUUGCAAGCACUCCGGCCAUGGCAGAAGAGCGGAUAAGGGCACUAGCCCGACUAAGGCAGAGGUUUAACCAAUUCGCCGAGAGGGAGAAGGAAACUGGAGUCGAAAUGAUGUAAAUAAUCAUCUACACAGGCAUACAGGCGAGAAUGGACUGGUACGACUGUACGGAAGAUAGAAUGGGUGUUGAUACCGUCCUGUGUUUAUAAAUGGAAUGUAUCUGUAUAUUCUAUGUAAGAUCGCCUUAUGUAUACACAAGACCCCUUCUAAACGAUUUUGCUUAGGGCGCGAAUGCGAAGCCCAGCCACUUAAUACCAUUGAAC